AUGCCUCCGGGAGGCGGAGCAGGGGGAGGAUUCCCUGGGCUCAGUUUUGGGCAGCAGUACCAGAAGGGAGAGGCGUUGAAGCAAUUUAGUGUUGAUCUCACGGAGUUGGCAAAACAAGGAAAGCUGGACCCAGUAAUUGGCCGGGAUGACGGCCCACCUGGUGUCGGUAAAACAGCAAUUGUCGAAGGCCUCGCUAACCGUAUCAUCGCAAAGGAAGUUCCAGAGUCUUUACACAACAAGCGUGUGCUGUCGAUUGAUCUCGCCGCCAUCGUAGCAGGCUCUGGAAUUCGAGGCCAGUUCGAGGAGAAGUUCAAGGCACUUAUUAAGGACAUUGAGGAGGAAGCCAGCAACGUCAUUUGCUUUAUCGACGAAAUUCAUACUCUGUUCAAUAUCGGAAAGGCCGAAGGAAGUGUGGAUGGAGGGCAGAUGAUUAAGCCUUCGUUGGCGAGAGGCCUUCGAUUGGUUGGAGCUACGACUCCUGACGAGUACCGCAAAACUAUUGGAAAGGACGCUGCACUCGAACGUCGAUUCCAACCAGUGACCAUUGAUGAACCGACCGUUGGAGCAACCAUUUCCAUUCUCCGUGGCUUGAAGCCCAAAUACGAAGUACACCAUGGUGUCGAAAUAUCGGAUGGCGCGCUUGUCACAGCUGCUGUUUACUCCGCAAGAUACAUCUCCGACCGCUUCCUCCCCGACAAAGCCAUCGACCUCGUCGACGAGGCCGCUUCGGCUCUCCGACUCGCCCAAGAAAGCAAGCCUGAUGAACUGGAGGCUCUCGACAGAGAAAUCAUGACCCUUCAAAUCGAACUGGAAAGCUUGAAGAACGAAACGGAUGUUUUCAGUGUGGAGCGGAGGAACAAGGUUGAAGAGGACCUUAAGAUCAAACGGGAGGAAGGCGAUCAGUUGACCAAGUUAUGGCACGCCGAACGCGAACGUCUCGAGAAGAUCAAGGACACCAAGAAACGCCUCGAAGACGCCAAGUACCAACUCGAAGUUGCACAAAGACAGGGUCAAUAUGAGCUGGCUUCCCGACUUCGUUUCGCGACGAUUCCAGAGCUGGAACGGCAGCUCCCGAACGAGACCGAAGAGGAACCUGAAGGUCCCUUGUCGAUGCUCCACAACCGGGUCACCUCGAACGAUAUCGCCAGGGUGGUCGGCAGGGCCACAGGUAUCCCGGUUCAGAACUUGCUGAAGGGUGAGCGUGACAAGUUGGUUCAUAUGGAAGAGGCACUCGAGGCUCGGGUCGUUGGCCAGGAUCAUGUCGUUACUGCCAUCAGCGAUGCGGUGCGGAUUUCGAGAGCAGGCCUGCAAGCACCCAACCGUCCUGUCGCCUCGUUCUUGUUCAUGGGUCCUACCGGUGUUGGCAAGACCGAGCUUUGCAAGGCCCUCGCUGCCUUCUUGUUUAACGACGAGAAAAGAGGCUUGAUCACCAUUAACAUGUCCGAGUACCACGACAGACAUACCGUGUCGCGUCUAAUUGGCGCUGCUCCCGGUUAUGUUGGCUACGAGGAAGGAGGUCAACUAACCGAGGCGGUCCGCCGAAAGCCAUACGCCGUUAUCCUCUUGGACGAGAUGGAGAAGGCCCACAAGGACGUCGCGCUCAUUCUCCUCCAGAUCCUUGACGAGGGAACGAUCACCGACAGUCAAGGCAGAAAGGUCGACUUCAAGAACACGAUCAUCUGUAUGACCAGCAACAUCGGCAGCGACAUCCUGGCCAACCCCACUGCCAGCGACCCAAAAACCGGCGUAGUCACGCCUGAAGCCAGGGCGGAAGUGAUCGAGAGGACGCACGAGUACUUCCCUCCUGAGCUUCUCAACCGGUUGGAUUCCAUCCAGGUCUUCAACAAGCUCUCUCGCAAGUCCAUCCUGUCUGUAGUUGAUCUUCGUUUGAAGGAUGUGGCGCAGCGUUUGGAGUCGCGUCGUAUCACGUUGGAUGUGGAUGCUGCUGCGAAGGAGUGGCUGGCGAAGGCUGGUUACUCGGAUAUGUAUGGCGCUCGUGCCAUUGCUAGGAUUGUGCGCACGGAUUUGCUGUUCCCGUUGGCUCAGAAGCUGUUGAGGGGUACUAUUCGGGAUGGUGAUACCGUUCACAUUACCGUUUCUGAGGACGCCAAUGCCCUCAAUAUCAAGGACAAUCAUCCCCCCGAUCCUACCCUCUCUCGACCCGACUCUGAAGUCAACCCCGUAGAACAACCGCCGCUCACGGAGGAGGACAAGGAGGACAACUAA
Molecule: messenger RNA, 2226 nt
Organism: Coprinopsis cinerea okayama7#130
Lineage: Eukaryota; Fungi; Basidiomycota; Agaricomycetes; Agaricales; Psathyrellaceae
Product: hsp78-like protein
Exons: 12
Coding region: 1-2226 (741 amino acids)
Biological process (GO): cellular response to heat
Cellular component (GO): mitochondrial matrix; cytoplasm
Molecular function (GO): ATP hydrolysis activity; ATP binding
Source: RefSeq, a predicted model, not a curated record